AUGAUUGUAUCAUCUUCAAUAAAGAAAUUGGUUGCUUGUGCUUGGACUGGUGUUAAUAAUGAAAUACAUACAUUCCGCGCUCAUGAUCGAUCGCAUCCCGAUUCAUUCAAAAUCUAUCAAGAAUUGAAUAGAUUGACCAACGAACUAAUUCAACAUGGCUAUAAACCUGAUGGUUCAUGGAUUGUACGAGACNUUUAUAAACAAUUAAAUUUUUAUUUUCAACUUCAGUUGGUUUUAAAAUUGAAAGAAAAUCUUCUCGACAUUUUCGCACAGUUUUUAUUAAUUGUUCUUUAUUUGUACUAUGAAUAUCAUCAUAAAAAUAAAUUGAAUCUUGUUUUAAUGCAUUUAGUAGAAAUGGACAAACAGGUCCAGAACGAUUUGUAA
Messenger RNA from Adineta ricciae, 384 nucleotides. NCBI's taxonomy places the organism in Eukaryota, Metazoa, Rotifera, Eurotatoria, Adinetida, Adinetidae. The record is from the annotation of a GenBank genome assembly.